Molecule: messenger RNA, 2263 nt
Organism: Anguilla rostrata (American eel)
Lineage: Eukaryota; Metazoa; Chordata; Actinopteri; Anguilliformes; Anguillidae
Product: transmembrane protein 230-like
Exons: 4
Coding region: 256-618 (120 amino acids)
Biological process (GO): synaptic vesicle transport
Cellular component (GO): endomembrane system; synaptic vesicle
Source: RefSeq, a predicted model, not a curated record
GCUGAUUACGUCAUACACUGUUGACAACAUGACAGAAGUUUUCCAGCGAACACAAGCGAACUCUGUAACGUGUCAAGCUGUAAUUAAACAUGGUUUAGUUUUUCUAAUUUUACCCGUUACAUAAAUAACAUCUCGUUUGGUGCAGGAACAGGUUUCGGUCGACAAGACACUUUCAGUGUACUAACAUUUGCUAGCUAGCUACAGUGGUGGUUUCAGGCCCAGUCCCUUUCAGCGUGAAGCAGGCCUCGCGUGGCAAUGAUGCCCUCCCGGAGCAGUGCGGCCGCGGCGACGCCGCUGGGCAAAGUUAAAUAUUCCAGGGUGGCGGAUAACGAGGACGGUUACAUCGAUCUGCAGUUCAAGAGGAGCCCGCCCAAAGUUCCUUAUAAGGCCAUUGCCCUGGCUGCAUUCCUCUUCCUGAUUGGCUCUCUGCUGAUUAUUAUCGGAACCCUCCUCCUGACAGGGUACAUUCAAGUCUCGCACCCUGACCGCACCGUACCUGUCCUCAUCAUCGGAAUCCUCGUCUUCCUUCCUGGUUUCUACCACCUCCGGAUCGCCUACUAUGCCUCCAAGGGUUACCGUGGUUACUCCUAUGAGGACAUCCCGGAUUUUGACGAUUGAACCAACCGCAGACGAGUGUCUUUAUGCUCUUAGCCUAUCACAGAGGGAGGUCUUUGAUUGUUCCUCAUGUUAUGCUGCCAGUUGUACAAAAAGAAAAGAAAUUGCCCCGUACUCACAAUGCACCAAGUUAAACAACAGUCAUGCAUUUUUUUCUGCCACAGUAUUUCUACAACAGCAUUUUGAACCUGAGAUAAUUAGGACUUGUAUUUCACUCACCGGUGUGAAGUGUUUCAUCCAAAGUGAAAUAGGCUUUUCCUUUCAGUGAAAACUGCUAUAUCUAUUUUUUCCAUAUGGUUUACAAGUGUAUAGUUUUCAGCAUGUUUUGCUUAUUUAUUUUAUUAUAUUAUUCAUUUUUAUUCCGUAUUGAAUUAGUAACUUCAUAUUUUUCAUGUUUUUUUUUGUUAAUAGCUUUAACAAGACAAUUGUUUAUCUUAAUGGAAAAAUGUCUGGCUUUCAGAUUUUGAUUACUUGUCUGGAUUUUGUUAUACAUUUAUGUAUUGUAAAAGAAUCUAGUCUGAGCAACCAAAACCAAAAAAGAAACCUGAGUAUUGUAUUGUUGAUGGCGGGUCUUUUGACUGGAAUGGUGCAUGUUGAUUUGAUUGGUUCGGUGAUCGCUUUUCACACAUUCACACCAUGGAUAUUUAUACAAAAAUUCUUGAUCAGUCAAUCAUACUAUUGUUGUUUUGUAUUUCAGCAUCAGCAGCUGUAGCCUAUCAAGCUUGCUGAAACAACUGCAUGAGGGUUGAAAAAAAUCAGGAUAUGUUAGGCCUGGUACACCAAAAAAAAAAAAAAAAAGGCACCAAAUAAAGGUCCUUCGCAUGGCCCAUUCAUGAGUGAAAGAGACAGGCAGCCUGUCGCGAUUUGGGUUUAUUUCCGCGGAGUAAUGCAGUGAGUAGACAGGCUGCAUUAAUCUUCACCUGGUCAGGGGUUCGUAUAUAAAUCAAUGCGCAACAUUUGGUGUUGUAGUGAAUGAUUGCAAUUUUUGUUUAUUAAAAAGUAUUCAUAAAAACACUGAUGCACGUCAUGGUGAAUUUUAAGUUGAAGCAAAAAAGAAUAAAAGACAUUCUGGCCAAGACAGGUGUGUUUACCGCUGACUAAUGUAAUGUAUGGAACCUUCCUGUGCUGUAAGAUUUAUAAGAUGUGACAUUUAUAGAACGGAACCAAAAUUCAGACAGCUUUUUUGAGGUUAUGUGUGAAAAUUAGGCGGGUGUGUUUCUGAAACGGCAGUGGUAUCUCUUUUUGGGCAGGUGUUUGCAGGCACUUCCUGCAUGAAGACUGUUUUAUCGCAUGGGUUCAGUACCUAGUCCUAGGGAACCUACUGCGCAUGCUGGAACAGAGUUAAGGAUGUGGAAUUGGAUUAGUAGCCUGCUUCAUAUGCUGAUAUGCAAAUAAAAUGCAAAAGCGUCAAUGGCAACCAGAAGACCAAAUUAUUCAGCAGGCCUAUAUAUGCUAUGAGAUUAAACAGGCCAGCUGAAUAUUUACUUUAAAAAGGACAUCCGAUGCGAUGACGUACAGAUUCAGCUGGAGGCAUUCUCUGUGUAUUAGCGUUGUUUUAAAAUGGAGCACUUUGCAGUUUACACUGGUCUGUUGGGAGUGUUUAAGUGUGGGGCAAAGAGUGGAAGUAAAUAAAAAUUGAUUUACUGAA